Molecule: messenger RNA, 381 nt
Organism: Pipistrellus nathusii (Nathusius's pipistrelle)
Lineage: Eukaryota; Metazoa; Chordata; Mammalia; Chiroptera; Vespertilionidae
Source: the annotation of a GenBank genome assembly
AUGUCUAUCGGCGUGCCCAUCAAAGUCCUGCACGAGGCCGAGGGCCACAUCGUGACGUGCGAGACCAACACGGGCGAGGUGUACCGCGGGAAGCUCAUCGAGGCCGAGGACAACAUGAACUGCCAGAUGUCCAACAUCACCGUCACGUACAGGGACGGCCGCGUGGCCCAGCUGGAGCAGGUGUACAUCCGGGGGAGCAAGAUCCGCUUUCUGAUCCUGCCUGACAUGCUGAAAAACGCGCCCAUGCUGAAGAGCAUGAAAAACAAAAACCAAGGCUCGGGCGCCGGCCGGGGGAAGGCUGCUAUUCUCAAGGCCCAAGUGGCCGCGAGAGGAAGAGGACGCGGAAUGGGGCGCGGGAACAUCUUCCAGAAGCGAAGAUAA